AGCGAGAGCGAACGCCAGGCGGCUGCACGCGCGCUGCUCAGACAUGAUGCCCAUCAAGAUGGCACUCAUUUUCAUACCAGGAAACCCGCUGGCCUUCAUCCUUCAUACAUCAGUUUCAACUCAUAUACAACGUUGGAUGAGAACUCAAUCACACACGAGGGAUUUGUUGAGGCAGCGUUGCAGGACCUCUUUGAUGCAGCCGCAAUGCAAGACCGUCUCGAUGGUGGGAUCUCUCUCAUUAUUCGUUGUCCUGGGUCCGAAGGUACACCGACUCUUUCACCGGAGCAUCUCUCUCUUGAUCUUUAUAUUACGCCACGUGAAUUACAUGCAUCUCCUGACCGCAUUGGAGGAGAUAUAUCUGUCUUG
Messenger RNA from Suillus plorans, 366 nucleotides. RefSeq lists its product as uncharacterized. The record is from RefSeq and is a predicted model, not a curated record. The annotation marks the transcript as partial. NCBI's taxonomy places the organism in Eukaryota, Fungi, Basidiomycota, Agaricomycetes, Boletales, Suillaceae. The transcript has 2 exons.